Cercopithifilaria johnstoni is the source of this 807-nucleotide messenger RNA. The record is from the annotation of a GenBank genome assembly. Lineage: Eukaryota; Metazoa; Nematoda; Chromadorea; Rhabditida; Onchocercidae.
AUGACUCUUACAGGACGCAAAGUUCUAGCGGUUAUUACCGGUGCAAGUCGCGGUAUUGGUCGUGAAACUGUGUUGCAGUUAUCGAAAAUUGUUGCCAAAGAUUCCGCAUUUUUAAUUACUGCAAGAACAGCUACAAAACUUGAAGAAUUGAAAGAUGAAAUUAAGUCCAGUGCGAAGGAAAUCCUUGUUCACGUCUUGGCUUGCGAUGCAGAAAAAUUGAAUUCGGGCAAAAUUCUAGAAUUGCAAGGAGCAUUAUCGUCUCUGAUAGCAAAUUCAAGAACAUACGAUGUAUUGCUGUUGGUGCAUAAUGCAGGAACAGUUGGAGAUGUCACCAAACGAGGUGUAGAAAUUAGCAAUUCGGAUGAUUGGCAUAACUAUUUGCAAAUUAACUUUGUUUCAAUGGUACUUAUUAACAACUCAGUAUUGAGUACUAUUCCUGAACAGGUGGCUCCGAUCCGUUAUAUUUUAAAUGUAACAUCGCUACUAGCUAUAAAAGCAUUCCCUUCUAUGGCUCAGUACUCUGUUGGAAAAGCUGCUCGUGAAGCAUUCUUUCGAGCUUUAGCAGUUGAGGAGAGUAAUUUACGAGUGUUGAAUUAUUCACCCGGUCCAGUGCAAACUGAUAUGCAUAAUGAAAUUGCUAAAAAAUCAUAUGAUGAAGGCAUAAGGAAAUCAUUUCAAGCUCAAACUGGUAGCAGUGAGGUGAAUAGACAAACGCUUUCACCAAAAGAAACAACUCAAAAAAUGUUGUCAAUAUUGGAGGAAGGAAAGUUCGAAAAUGGCUCACGAUAUGACUUCUUUGAUUCGUGA